CAAAUUAAACAUUUAACUUGAAACAUAGUCUUUUCUCACUUGAGUUCCAGGCGUUUGGUGACUGAACGUCAUUGUACACUGGAUUUUCGACAAGAUGGAACCCAAAAAUGUUGCACAGCUUGAACUGGCGGCGGUUUCCGGCUUCAACGAUGCCGUCCACCAGUUUCUUGCCCACUUUGAGGACCCCAGCAACAACACCCCCGGGCGCCAGACUCACAGCGCCAUCCGAUGACACGCUCCUCAGUUUUUGAGAAACUGAUCAUGGCACAGAUCAAAAACUCCGUCAACGUCACCGUGGACCUUCACAGUACGCCUACAGGCAGAACCGUUCCACUGAUGAUGCUGUCUCAUCAGUGGUUCACCCACCUGGAAAACAAGAACUCCUUCGAGCGCCUGCUUUUCCUGGAUUUCACCUCCGCCUUCAACAACAACAUCUCACAGACCCUGCUGCCAAAGCUGGACAUUCUACGGCUCAGGCUAUCACUGGGGAACUGGGUCCUGGACUUCUUGAUCAAUAGACCGCAGACUGUCAGGAUCCACAACAGCGUCUCCUCGUCCAUCAGCCUCAGCCUGGCGCCCCUUCCUUUUCACUCUACUGACCUACGACUGCUUCGCGAAACUCCCGAGUUAUCAUAUAAUGAAGUUUGCGGGCGAUACAGCAGCAGUGGGACACAUCACGGACAAUGAUGAAUCCAAGUACAGAGAGGAAGUAGAACAUCUGGUGGACUUCCCACCACCACUGACAUCUUCACCAGCAGAUGCCGAAAGAGGGCCCUCUGCAUCGUCAAAGAGUCAACCCAGCCCACACACUCGCUCUUCCAUCCUCGCCCCUCGAGCAGGAGGCUACGGAGCAUCUGGUGCAGGACCACCAGGCUGAGGGACAGCUUCUUUUCAGAAGACUGUUAAACAGUGCUCUGUAGCCCUGACAUGAAGCCUAUUCCAUUUGUAUUAUCACUGCGUCCACAUCCUCGCUGCAUUUGCAUCUUCGUACACACCCACAUCUGUAGAUAAGUAUUUUCUCUUUUUCAUCUUAUUUUAUUUCAUCUUAGUUUCGUAUUCUAUUUAAAUUACACUGGAUAAGUCUCUGGAUUCAUUAGACUAAUCUGAUGACUGGUAUACUAUGCAUGUACUGUAAAUAAAAGUGUAAUGUGAUUUAUUAAAAAAAACAAAUAAUGUUUUGAAAUGAGAAUAAGUGAAGUCAAGCAACAUGAUCCGUGUGCUUCCCUUUGUUAUUUCAGGACAAGUACAUUUUGGCAUGAGACUUCAUCCGGACAAAGAGCACCUCAUCUACCCUCUGGGAUGCACCGUAGUCCUGAGACGGAUCAAAGACGCCAAGAGGGUCUUCCUGCACGGUCACACCAGCGAUGUAUCCUGCGUCUCCAUGUCUAAAAGUGGGGUGUAUAUUGCCUCUGGACAAAUCAAUUACAAUGACUUUGAGGCCGAGAUAAUCGUCUGGGACUACGCGGAGCGAUGCCUGUACACUAAGUUUGUAAUCCACGAAUCCAAGGUGGAGGCGUUGGCCUUUUCUCCCAAUGACAAGUAUCUGGUGUCCCUCGGGGGUCAAGAUGAUGGAAGAAUACUCUUGUGGAACCUUACGACCAAGCAGGCCAUCUGCUCGGCUCCAGCGUUACCUUUGAGUUUGUGUCACCGCCUCACCGUCAAGUACUCCAACACCAACGACAACAUAUUCGUCUCUGCCGGCAGGGCAACAUUGCAGCUCUGGGAGCUGGACGAAUUCAACAAGAUUAAGCCUACAGACUGUAAGAUGCGCAAGAUGAAGAGGACGGUGAAAUGCAUCGAGUUCGCACCGGACGAUGAGUUCAUUUUCUGCGGCACUUCUAGUGGAGACAUCUUGAAAAUCAACACCAAGACAAUGACUCUGAACGACUACGGUCCCGUGAAAACUAAACACAGCCUGGGGGCCAAUGUACUAAAGGUGUUAAGUACGGGUGAACUACUUGUUGGGUCCGGAUUUGGCACCUUGACACUGUGCUCCACGACCAGCUUCAAAGCUCUCAGACACGUGCAGAUGAACAACGGGGUGACCUCCAUCGCUCUCAAAGACGACGGCCGCCACUUUUUCGCCGGCACGGACGCGUCCGAGAUCUACUGGCUGGAUCUGAAGGACUUCAAAGCCGAGCUCGUAUCCACCAGUCACCACGGCGCCGUCAAGGACGUCUCCAUCGCUUUCGGCUCCUCAGAGUUGUUUGUCACCGGGUCAGAGGAGGACAUCAGGGUGUGGCACAUCGACAAGUCCAAAGAGCUGCUGAGGAUCCCGGAACCUUGCCUUACCUGUCACUCUGUAUACCUGAUGGUUGACGGACACAGCAUCAUCACGGGGUGGAACGACGGGAAGAUUCGCGUUUUCGCCCCGCAGAGCGGCCGCCUCAUGCUAAUCAUUCACAACGCGCACCGGAACGGCGUGUCGGCCAUCAAAGGGUCCACGGACUGCAAGAAGAUCGUCAGCGGGGGGCAAGAGGGAACGGUUUGCGUUUGGGAGCUGCUGAAGCACGGCCACCGACGGCUUGCGUUCUUGACGGAGCACAAAGCCACUGUCAAGUGUGUCCAGAUCAAGAGCGAUGACAAGGAGAGCGUCACUGCCAGCAUGGAUGGAACCUGCAUCAUCUGGGACAUUGUAAAAUUUGUGCGGAUUCGGAAGAUAAUUACCAAAAACUCGUCAUUCAAGACCGUGUGCUACCACCCUGAAGAACACCAGAUUGUCACCAGCGGCACUGACAGGAAGAUCGUCUACUGGGACGUGCACGACGGGACAGCGAUCAGAGAGCUGCAGGGCACGCAGACGUCGGCCAUCAACUGCAUGCACAUCUCCCACGACGGCAGAUUCUUUGUGACAGGCGGCGAUGAUAAGCUGGUGAGGGUGUGGGACUACAUGAACGGGACGAUCACCCAUGUCGGAAAAGCUCAUGGCGGUGGAAUCACCAGCGUGGAGAUCUGCUGCAACAACAGGAUCCUCAUCAGCACCAGCUCGGACGGAGCCAUCAUGCGCUGGAGGUUCCCUCACCCGAUCUUGGAGUGAUUGAGUGUGUCGAGCCAGACGAGCAACACUCGCUACACUGCCCUGAGGCGUUGUUGUAUACAUAAGUCACCGAGAACUAGAAUGGACUAACUCCAGGGUCUACUUCCAAGCAUGUCACCUGGUGUGUUUUUUUUUUUUUUUUUUUUUAAAUCGCUGUAACGGGUACGCUUGCACUGACCAUCCGAGCGCUACGUCGUAAUAAUUUCAAUUAGAAAAAUUUCUCCCUGGAGGAGAUCAAUAAAAUAACCUGAACCUGAAUUUCCGGUUUUGUGGUUAUCAGAUUUUUUUAUUUUCCCAUCACAUUGCUUUAUUUCUCCUGAUACCAAACAAGCUUUGAAACUGUUUACGCUUUAACUUGCAUCAACGUCCACAGAAAUAAUAUUAUUUUUCUUUACAGAUAUUAAAAAGAGUGCUUCGUGUUGGAAAAAUGUCCCUUUUGUCAAAAUGUGUAUACUUCAAAUGUUCAACAAUAUAACAUAAUGAGCCAUCAAACUGUGUGGCUCAGCUGGUCCAUAUGUCUGCUGUCCCUCCACCUGUCUCAAGAUUCUUAUUUCUCAUGCAGAGCUGUACAGGCGAUGUAAAGCGACCUUGACAAAAUAUUUGCAACGUGUAAACAAAAGUUUCCAACAUGUCGCUAAAUGACUGCUUCUGCUCCUUUCCAAUGUGAAAAUGUUUCCGCUCACAUUGCUUGUUUGAUGGAAAUAAAGUGGCUCGGUUUCGAGACCGAAUCGUUAGUUAAUAACGAUUUUGUAAACUAGCUCUUCUCUUUUUCUCUAUUAGUGGAAGCAAUGUACAGCAACUGCUUUAUUAAAAGAAAAAAAAAACAACCUCAGGGGAGUUUUGACUUUAGCAACUCCCCUGUUCACGUUCCUAAAAGGCAACCGAACAAACUUCUAUAAAAGUUUACUGAGCAGAUUUAGUACAUUCCCCUUUAUUAUGUACUGCCUUUGUGCAUUUUCCAACAAUAGCAAAGUAAGAGCAUUAGGGAAAUUACGGAAACGUCGGCCCUGACUAUCUGUUCCAAUAAAUCAGCAUAUCUGGCCCACUAAAUUCAAUCUUGGGGCGGCGGUGAG
Molecule: messenger RNA, 4110 nt
Organism: Phyllopteryx taeniolatus (common seadragon)
Lineage: Eukaryota; Metazoa; Chordata; Actinopteri; Syngnathiformes; Syngnathidae
Gene: cfap52
Product: cilia and flagella associated protein 52
Exons: 15
Coding region: 1208-3037 (609 amino acids)
Biological process (GO): cilium assembly
Molecular function (GO): protein binding
Source: RefSeq, a predicted model, not a curated record